AAUUGUUGUAAGAAAAAAUAUGUCAGUUGUAAUUUUGAUAAUCGAAUAAUAAAUCUGGGUCGCUCCAUGAUCAAGUAAUUUAUAUUUUUAAGAACUUAGUGCAUAUAUGGAAGGAUGAUUGCGUUAUACGUGUCGGUGACUACGAUUGUGGUGAUUGCCUGUUGUUGUUGCGUAUUAUUCAGUUGCUGUAAGCUGCGCUGAUUUGCGAUAAUGAAUCGUAAGGAACGCGCCGGGGGGCGCGCGAGCAAAAGCACGUGCCCCCUGCCAACUAAGCCUGCUAAAUGUGGCCCCACUAAGGGGCCCGGCAAGGCCGGAAAGGCACAGGGAAAGAGUACCAAGGGACCUGCAUUUCCCGCGUUUAGCCUGGGUCUGCCACCGCCUGCAACUUACGAGGAACAGCAAAAGGAGAAAAUGAAAAUAAUACGACGAAAUAAACCUAAGGGCGAGGACAUUAACAAAUUGAAGCAGAUUGUGAAGAGCGUCCGGGAACGACCAGUGAACGUAUAUGAAUUAAUUGGUUUGGUUGCUCCUUCUACCGCAGACAAUGGUAAAGAGUUGCAACGUAUCCUCGGGGAGGAGUUGAGCUUGUUUCGAAGCACAUCUCGGAAAAUUUACGAGACAAUGACUGAAGAUAUCAGCGAUGUUCUCGUCAACGAACAAAUCCAGCUCAAAGAGUAUACUUCUGAUCGCUAUGUGCUUUAUGAUGAUAAACUGGUGCGGAAUCUGAACGAAAUACUAGAAUAUUGUCCAGAUUUUAAUUUUGACUUAUUCUACACCCAAGAUGAAUACUUAGAUGAUAUAUUUCCAUUGGCGGAGGUGGAAGUUGAUCAAGAAACAUUGGAAUCUCUCUGGCGGCAAGAAGCCUUCCACCGAUAUCAUUGGUUGAAAUCUGAAGGUGAACGUUUAAAACAAGAAAAUACCAGACUUCAAAAGAGGUUAAAAGACUUAAAGAAACGCCAGAAAGACGAACUUAAUGUGGUCGCUGAAAAGGAGCAAAAGGCAGAUGAGAAACGUAAAUUGUUGGAGGCUGCCCAGGAAGUACUAGAAGAAAGGUUAGAAGAUUUAAGUGAGUCUCUUGGGAAGAGUUUUGUGGAAUCUGAAAUAGCUCAAGCCACACCUCUAAGCCUUCAACCUUUAAAACCAAAACCCAAGAUUACGGAAAGGUUCAAGGCACUUAGAUCUGCACGUCCAAAACCUGAUUGGGCUUCCCAGCAAGCCGCUGAAAUCGAAACAACCCAGGCGAUGGAAGCGGUCACUGCCGAAGUCAGCAAAGUGUCUCUCCGUGCGAAAAACUCGAAAAAGCGAGGUACAAUCAAGGGUAAAUCGAAGCGAGCGCCUCCUCCAGACCAAAGCACCGCAUUCCAUUACUCGCCCAUUAAAACACCACCUCUAAAGCAAGCCGCUGGUCCUUCAACUUCACCGUUCCACUAUUCACCAAUUAAAACACCACCUCUGAGGGAACCCACUGCUCGAUCGACUUCACCAUUUCAUUACUCACCAAUAAGAACACCUCCUCUAGCGCAAGCAGCUGGUCCUUCAACUUCACCCUUUCACUAUUCCCCAAAAACAACACCUCGUCUAGAUGCCAAUGCGUCAGUCUUCCAGUACCCACCCGUCAAUGCUCCUUCGAGGGUGCCUUCUGGGCCUUCAACUUCACCGUUCCAUUACUCACCGGUUCACACAACUUCUUCAAGGGAUGUUUCACCUGUACGAACACGAUCUGGAAGACCAGCACCUCCAACAUCACCGUUUCAUUACUCACCAAUCCAUACCCCAAAUGAACUUCCCGGUCGUUCAACUUCACCCUUCCAUUACUCCCCGAUCCAAACUCCAGUAAGGGCACCUGCUCAAGAUACUGCAGAGUUGAGCCGUAGUCAAGCUGAAGUUAGGAACACGACUAGGGUUAAACUGAGCACUUCUAGGGUGACCACUGAGAGAGAACCCGCGCCACGAAGGCGAGCCAGAGCGCCACCAGAUACCUGGAGGGGAUUUCAAUAAAAUGCACUCUGUUCUUCAAAAUUUUAAUCGCUAGCAUUUCUAUAACAACGCAAUAAACAAAUUUCUCUGAAACGUCA
Messenger RNA from Dalotia coriaria, 2075 nucleotides. RefSeq names its product fibrous sheath CABYR-binding protein-like. The record is from RefSeq and is a predicted model, not a curated record. The transcript is spliced from 5 exons. NCBI's taxonomy places the organism in Eukaryota, Metazoa, Arthropoda, Insecta, Coleoptera, Staphylinidae. The coding region runs from base 211 to 1998 and encodes 595 amino acids.